Nerophis ophidion (straightnose pipefish) is the source of this 1186-nucleotide messenger RNA. RefSeq names its product tetraspanin 13a (gene tspan13a). Gene Ontology annotation, cellular component: membrane. The transcript has 6 exons. NCBI's taxonomy places the organism in Eukaryota, Metazoa, Chordata, Actinopteri, Syngnathiformes, Syngnathidae. Bases 177 to 797 code for a protein of 206 amino acids. The record is from RefSeq and is a predicted model, not a curated record.
UGAAGAACGAGGACUCUUCAAGAUUGAGAUGUUUAAAAAAAGAAAUUAAGAUCUGACAGGAAACCGCCUACCGUGUCAGUCUCAGACCGGAAAUGUGUACUUGCACCUGAUCAAGUAAAAAAAAAGUGAACAGGUAAACAGGUGUUCAUUGUUUGACGGUCGUUUGCCGCGCAGAGAUGGUUUGUGGAGGAUUCGUUUGCACCAAAAACUCCCUUUGCGCAUUAAAUAUACUAUAUGUGCUUGUGAGCCUGCUGCUGGUGGGCGCGGCGGCAUGGGGGAAAUGGUUCGGCCUGGUCUCCAGCAUCCGCGUGGUGGCAGUGGUCAUUGGCGUGGGCAUCUUCUUGUUUCUGGUGGCCUUCAUAGGCCUGUGCGGCGCCCUGAGGCACCACCAGGUCCUCCUUUUCUUCUACGUGAUCAUCCUCUUCGUGGUGUUCGUGUUGCAGCUGUCGGUGUCCUGUGCCUGUUUGGCCCUCAAUAAAGACCAGCAGAAUCAUCUCCUGGAAGUCGGAUGGAACAGGUCAGAGUCCACACAGAGGGACGUGGAAAAGACCCUCAACUGCUGUGGAUUCUCCUACGUCAGCUACAACGCAUCCUGUGCUGCUAGCUGUUUUAACCACAUGCCGCCAUUGUCUUGCAACACGUGCGCUGCCAUCAUUGAAGCAUACGCAGGGGAGGUUUUGCGCUUCGUCGGGGGCAUCGGACUCUUCUUCAGUUUCACAGAGAUUCUUGGAGUUUGGCUGGCUCACAGAUACAGAAACAUUAAAGAUCCCCGAUCAAAUCCCGGAGCAUUUCUAUGAUUAUGGUAAUAAAGAACACCUCGCACUGCUUGAAUCAGUUUUCCUGCUUUUACAUCUUGAUCAUAUUUUCUGAUCAACUGAUUAUGAAUGUUUUGUGGUUAAUUUAAUGUAGGAAAUAAGCAUAAAAAAACGUAUUGACUGAUUGUGCUAAAGUGUGCAUCCAUCUUAUCACUUGGAGGAACACGUAAUUCUUUUGUUUUCAUGAAUAGCAACCGAGUUUAGCCUAGUUUGGCACACAGGCUUGUUUGAAUGUAAGCUAAGCUAUUAAAUGUGUGUGUGUGUGUGUGUUUUAUCAGCAAUUCUUCACACUGAACUAAGCCUCGGUUUAAAGGUGUUAAGAGUCACAUUUGUUUGCCAUCCGAUGAAAUAAAGGUGUUGUUGUAUUUACA